Molecule: messenger RNA, 1523 nt
Organism: Musa acuminata subsp. malaccensis (wild Malaysian banana)
Lineage: Eukaryota; Viridiplantae; Streptophyta; Magnoliopsida; Zingiberales; Musaceae
Product: lysine histidine transporter 1-like
Biological process (GO): amino acid transmembrane transport
Cellular component (GO): membrane
Molecular function (GO): amino acid transmembrane transporter activity
Source: RefSeq, a predicted model, not a curated record
AGGCAUCCCAUUCCCACACUCUCUGCAAUCUUUUGUCUUCCUCUGCGGUGCUAGUCUAGUUCAGCAAGGUGACCAUGGGAACACAAGCUCCUUCACCCCCCGAGGCCUACCACAGCAGCAGCAACAAGACUGAGAAGGAGAAAUCGAUCGAUGACUGGCUCCCCAUCACGUCGUCUAGGAAUGCCAAGUGGUGGUACUCAGCCUUCCACAAUGUCACGGCCAUGGUUGGAGCUGGCGUCCUUAGCUUACCCUACGCCAUGUCUGAACUUGGAUGGGGUCCCGGCAUCGCGGUGCUGAUCCUGUCGUGGAUCAUCACUCUGUACACCCUCUGGCAAAUGGUGGAGAUGCACGAAAUGGUUCCCGGCAAGCGCUUCGAUCGGUACCACGAGCUCGGGCAGCACGCCUUCGGCGACAAGCUCGGCCUCUGGAUCGUGGUGCCCCAGCAGCUGGUCGUCGAGGUCGGGGUCAACAUCGUCUACAUGGUGACCGGCGGCAAGUCCCUCAAGAAGUUCCACGACGUCGUCUGCCCCGACUGCAAAUCCAUCAAGCUCACCUACUUCAUCAUGAUCUUCGCCUCCGUCCACUUGGUCCUCUCUCAGCUCCCCAACUUCAAUUCCAUCUCAGGAGUCUCCCUGGCCGCAGCCGUCAUGUCCCUCAGCUACUCCACCAUUGCCUGGGGAGCCUCGGUGGACAAGGGGAAGCAGGCGAAAGUGGAGUACGGCUACAAAGCUCGGAGCACGGCGGGAACCGUCCUCAACUUCUUCAGCGCGUUGGGGGACGUGGCCUUCGCGUACGCCGGGCACAACGUGGUGCUGGAGAUCCAAGCGACCAUCCCGUCCACCCCCGAGAAGCCGUCCAAGAAGCCCAUGUGGAAGGGCGUCAUCGUCGCGUACAUCGGCGUGGCGCUCUGCUACAUCCCGGUUGCCCUGGUCGGCUACUGGGCCUUCGGCAAUGGCGUCGACGACAACAUCCUCAUCACCCUGGAGAAGCCGCGGUGGCUGAUCGCCAUGGCCAACAUGAUGGUCGUGGUUCACGUCAUCGGGAGCUACCAGAUCUACGCCAUGCCGGUCUUCGACAUGAUAGAAACGGUGCUCGUCAAGAAACUUCAUUUCCCACCGGGUCUAACUCUUCGUCUGAUUGCACGCACGGUUUACGUCGCAUUCACCAUGUUCGUCGCCAUAACAUUCCCCUUCUUCGGAGGACUACUCGGAUUCUUCGGAGGUUUCGCUUUCGCCCCAACCACGUACUUCCUUCCUUGCAUCAUGUGGCUGGCUAUCUACAAGCCCAGAAGGUUCAGCUUAUCUUGGACGACUAACUGGGUAAAAUAUUCACAGAAGAUCUGCAUCCUACUCGGGGUCAUGUUGAUGAUUUUGUCGUCCAUUGGUGGACUAAGGCAGAUCGUUCUUCAAGCAAAGACCUACCGGUUCUACUCGUAGGAUGUAUGUUUUAAAAAUGGAUGCACGACUAUAAUGAGUUUAAAUGUGUAAUGACAUUAAAAAUAGUUUAUAUAAAAUUGAGCUAAA